This is a messenger RNA of Cucurbita maxima (winter squash), 590 nucleotides long. Its product is annotated as protein SODIUM POTASSIUM ROOT DEFECTIVE 1-like. The transcript is spliced from 4 exons. The coding region runs from base 19 to 408 and encodes 129 amino acids. The record is from RefSeq and is a predicted model, not a curated record. Gene Ontology annotation, molecular function: metal ion binding. NCBI's taxonomy places the organism in Eukaryota, Viridiplantae, Streptophyta, Magnoliopsida, Cucurbitales, Cucurbitaceae.
AGAGAUAGAGCGUUGGGAAUGGGAAAGGCGGUGGGCAUUGGGAAAGUGUUUUCGUGUUUCAUGAACUCCAGAGCUUCCAGUUCGUGCUUCGAAAUUGAAGGCACUUUCGAGCCCAAACAGCCAUUAAUGCCUAACCAACCUAACUCACACCUUCUCAGAUUCAACGAUGUGAUCUCUCAUACCAACCAGCAAACCAACCCCAAGGUGGUGGAGCUGAGGGUGUCAAUGCAUUGUAAUGGCUGUGCCAGAAGAGUUGAGAAGAACAUCGGCAAGAUAGAAGGCGUUGAUUCAUUUAAGGUAGAUUUUGAAAGGAAGACGGUGGUGGUUACGGGAGAUGUUUCUAGUUUUGAAGUUAUACAAUGCGUUUCUAAAGUGAGAAGCGUAGAGAUUCUGGAACAUCAAGAAUGAACACAAGGAAAAAAUAAAGUAAAUAUAUGGGGAAAGCAGCAAAUUAGAGGGCGGAAAGUUUACACUUUUCAGGGGCGCUGAAAGGUCGAGAAAUGGAUGAUUGGGCAGCACGUUGCCUUCUCGAUUGUAGCCGAUUGGACAUAAGCGUGCCACACAGAAUCAUACCCCACUAAUUUCUUUGU